Messenger RNA from Clonostachys rhizophaga, 1053 nucleotides. The record is from the annotation of a GenBank genome assembly. NCBI's taxonomy places the organism in Eukaryota, Fungi, Ascomycota, Sordariomycetes, Hypocreales, Bionectriaceae.
AUGUGGUAUUUCGCUAGAGUGCCGCUUGUUCCUCAAAACCGCGUCUGGUUCAUUGUUGUCUUCGCCUUUACCUGCCUAGCCUUCGCUGUGGUCCUGAUGAGGCUAUACAGCCGGGUUAUCCUAACCCGUUUGGUGGGGUUUGAGGACUGGUUGAUUUUCCUCUCCAUGGGAUUCUCGAUAGCUUACAUUGGAACUGUUGUCCAUGAGAUCGAACUGGGCCUGGGCUAUGGGGUCAGCCCAGACGAUAUGAAAUCGUUCUUACAUACCGAAUUCUUUACGACCUUGAUAUAUACAUGGAGCCAAUGGGUCAUCAAAUUAUCAAUUUCAGUGCUUUACUAUCGAAUAUUCUCGACUGAAAAACCUAGAAAGAUUCUGCGAUGGAUCAUCGCUUGGUUUGUUAUCUACGGUGUGGUGAACUGCAUUACACCGAUCUUCUGCUGUAUCCCUGUCCGAAAGUUUUGGGAUCAUGAUACUCCGGGCUAUUGUAUUGAAUGGGGUUAUCUUCACUACACGCUCUCUGCCAUCAACAUUGCGAAUGACUUUCUUCUUCUGGUCUUUCCUAUCCCGAUACUAGUCAAGCUUAACGUAUCCGCCAGAGUUCGUGUGAUUCUUGUCGUAACGUUGACUUGUGGAUUGGUGGCUUCAAUUGCAUCUAUCUUGAGGCUGCAGACUCUUGCGAUGUUCUUCUCAGCCACCCGUGACAAAAGACCAAUUUUGGGCAGCUCAAUCACCACUUGGUCUAGCCUGGAGAUCAAUCUGGCCAUCAUAUGUAGCUCGGUGGCUUCGCUCAAACCAUUAUUCGCACGUUUUAUUGGCUUAAUUCCGCACUCGGAGGCGAAGUCUACGGAUCGAAAUACUCGAGGCUACCAGCCGGCCAAACAGCACAGUGACCAGUCUUGGGUCCCUCUUGAGACCUUCAAUGAGCGCACACAAACCACAUGGCAUUCAAUUGAUGAUGUUGAGGCUGCGACAGAGGGUGGUAAAUUCUGGGCUGACCAAAAUCGGGAGGCCAAGACUUCCAUAGUGGCUGGAACGAGCAGCGAGAGGGUAUAG